Messenger RNA from Boeremia exigua, 1354 nucleotides. RefSeq lists its product as uncharacterized. Gene Ontology annotation, biological process: endoplasmic reticulum to Golgi vesicle-mediated transport. The record is from RefSeq and is a predicted model, not a curated record. The transcript is spliced from 2 exons. The coding region runs from base 341 to 898 and encodes 185 amino acids. Lineage: Eukaryota; Fungi; Ascomycota; Dothideomycetes; Pleosporales; Didymellaceae.
CAACAGUGACACAACCAACUAUUCUACCUCCAUGCUAUUCGUGUCUUCACUCCAACGGCACAGGCAGCCACUGACGCGUGGUGCUCCUCCGUUGUUGCCACGAGGUGCUGUCUUGGCUCGGCUUUAGCUGCCUACCUCCGCCAACAAAAAGAUACCAGCGCAGCUCCAAGUGUCCUCCACAACCCACAAUUGCGCUCCACAUCCACCUACACCGCGCCUUCGGCACCUCAAGCUCCCCACCCGAGCACGCGCAACGCGCCCAGAUUCCACGCCCACCCCAGCGCACCCCGCGAAAGCACAGCUCACGCACCGCGCGCCACGCACCGCGCACCACCCAGCAAUGUCCAACCGCUUCGGCCGCGACGCGGCCCGCGACGACCUGUUCAGCAGCUACAACCGCUCAGCGUCGCCCUCGAAGUCCAAGAGCAAAGCGCGCGCAUCGCCCUACAACAGCGCCGGCUACGGGCUGCCCGCGACCCCCGACAGCGGCUUCUCGGCGUACCCCGGCGCGCCUGCAAACGGGAGUCUGUACGGCGGGUACGGCGCGGGGGGCUCGGGCGCACACGACGGGGGGUACCGCGCGACGCCGCCGGGCGGGCGGGGGCCGUAUGCGAGUGCCACGCUGGACGAGCUGGAGAGCCAGAACGAGGAGCAUACGGGUGUGUUGAUUGGGAAGGUGAAGAUGCUGAAAGAUUUGACGCACCUCAUCGGCGACGAAAUCCGCGAUUCUACCUCCCUGGCGGAGAAAAUGAAUGACCAGUUCGAGAACAGCCGGAACAAGAUUAGGGGCACGAUGAACCGGAUGCUGAGCAUGGCGAAGAAGACGGGGGUCGGGUGGAAGGCGUGGGUGGCGUUCUUCGUGGCGCUGAUUCUGUUGUUUUGGUUGGUGAAGCGGUAGUGAGAUGGGCUAAUGGGCAUGGUGGCAUCUGGACAUGGAAAUAUGGGUAGGGGAGAUGGGUCUGAUGGGAGAUGGGAUGAUGUCUUCACAACGCUCUGUUGUAUUGCAAGCAUUUGGCGCGGCGUUUGGGCUUUUGAGGGCUGACUGGGUGGUGGGUAAUGUAGUAGGUUGUGCAUGUAUACUACGGGAUAAAUACGUAUCUCAGAGAGGAGAGAUGCCUGCGGUAUACAUCACAUGCACUCGUACUCACGUGUUGUCUCCGUCAAUCCACCGAGCUAGUCGUAAUUGUGUAUCGGCAAUGCCUCUGGGCCGUGCUGGAGAGCAUGGUCGUCGGUGUUGAACAAUUGGAGAGCAGAGGUCAGGACGUAUUCUAUGGCAUGGCUGUAAAUAGACAGGAAUUUGUUCAGAUUCAUAUGGAUACUUCACAGGUAGCUGUCUACCUGCCUGGCCUGUUGA